CACGGUGAGACGGCUGGCCCGGCGCCCUCCCCGCCCUGCGCUCAGCGCCCGCGCCCCGCGCCGCCGCCCCAGCCGCCGCCGCCGCCGCCGCCGUGUGGGGACCGCAGGCCCGCGGGGGUGCUGGGCUCCCGGCGCGGGACCCCGCCUUCCCCAGCCCGCCGUCGACUCCCGGGGGCAGCUCCUGGCAGGGGACGGGAGAUGCUUCAGUAGGUCUCUGACACUGGGCGAAGGUGGUAGGCGGCUUUCCUGUCUGCCAAGCACUGCGAUCUGCUUAGCAUCGGAACACUCUCUUUAGACUUCGACAUGGCAUCCUCCAAGAAGGUUACCCUGUCAGUGCUGAGCCGGGAGCAGUCGGAAGGGGUUGGAGCCAGGGUCCGCAGAAGCAUUGGCAGACCCGAGUUAAAAAAUCUGGAUCCAUUUUUACUGUUUGAUGAAUUUAAAGGAGGUAGACCAGGCGGAUUUCCUGAUCACCCACAUCGAGGUUUUGAGACAGUAUCUUACCUCCUGGAGGGUGGCAGCAUGGCCCAUGAAGACUUCUGUGGACAUGUUGGUCAGAUGAACCCAGGAGACCUGCAGUGGAUGACCGCAGGCCGGGGCAUUCUGCACGCCGAGAUGCCUUGCUCAGAAGAGCCAGCCCAUGGCCUCCAACUGUGGGUUAAUUUGCGAAGCUCAGAGAAGAUGGUGGAGCCUCACUACCAGGAGGUGAAGAGUAAAGAAAUCCCCAAACCCAGUAAGGAUGGUGUGACGGUUGCCGUCAUUUCUGGAGAAGCCCUGGGAAUAAAGUCUAAGAUUUAUACUCGCACACCAACCUUAUAUUUGGACUUCAAAUUGGACCAUGGAGCAAAGCAUUGCCAGCCUAUUCCUAAAGAUUUUAUUUAUUUAUUUGACAGAGAGAGAGAUAGCAAGAGCAGGAACACAAGCAGGGCAGUGGGAGAGGGAGAAGCAGGCUUCCCGCCGAGCAGAGAGCCCGACGCGGGGCUCGAUCCCAGGACCCUGGGAUCACGACCUGAGCCGAAGGCAGAUGCCCAACAACUGAGCCACCCAGGAUGGACAAGCUUCAUUUAUACCAUAUCUGGAAAUGUGUAUAUUGGGUUAUGCCUUGGUGGACCAGGGACCAGAACCAAGGACUCCCCAAGCCCGUUUCCCAUGCCGCACGCCAUCAUCUUUGUACCAUGACAACACAGCAGCCCCACCAUGGAACCUGUCUUUUCCAGUCUCAACCUUGUAGCCAGCCCCGCAGCAGAGUAGGCUGGCUUGUGUCGCCCUGUCCUCCUGGAAAUGGCACGGGUGUCGGGCAUGUCUCUCUGUGGGACUGCCGGAACCCCACGGUAGCGGGUGCUCUAGGUGCCCUCCCCACAGCCCUGAGGCCUCAGCUCCGUGGAGCUCGCUGGCCAACUUCUAGCUCGCCAGUGGGCUCUGUGUCUCGUGGCCUGAAGCUUGCUCCGAAACUGGGAAGGCUGCUCUCUCUGCCCCACUCGCAAAUAAAUAAAUAAAAUCUUAAAAAAAAAAAAUAAAUAAUAAAUAAAUAAAUAAAAAAGAGGACCAGCCUCCCCUCUCCCCUCCCCUGCCCCUCAUGACAGUGAUGCGUGGUGUGGAUGGGGGGGGGGGCAGGCCAGGAGUGUCAUUUCGGAGACCCUCUGGGGUUGUGUGGCCUCCACCCCCCUCCUGCACGCUAGCCUCCUCAGCAAGAACUGUCUUCCUGGGGCCCUAACGUGCCUACCUCCUGGGGUAAUAACAGCCGCAACUGCUGGCUUAUUGAUAACAUCUGCUCGGGACUUGAAGGCGACACCCAGAGCCACUUAAACCAUUCUUUAUAUAUAAUCUCUGAAAGGAGUUCAAUUGCCUCAAAUUACUCUUCUGGAAAAUAGUGGUAAUACAAACCCAUGUAUUUUGAUCUUAUACAGUAAAAACGGCCUUAGUUCCUCUUUCACUGAAUAGCAUUUCAAUUAUGGGUCAGAAGCAAAGCUCACUUCACGUUUGAAAAAUGGUGAAAAAAAUCAGUAGUAGUAUCCCAAGUGUCACAAACUAUAUUAACCAUCUGAAAGAGAUGAAGCAUCAUUUGUUGUAUGAUCCUCUUUUGAAAAUCAUGAAUAUCACAAUGUACUUGAUACACAUGGAGAGUAAAGACUGUUUUUGUGGAGGUAGCACCCAUUGACUUAGGAUUUCAAGAGAAACAAAAUAAUCUGCACAAAUGGAAAGUAAUAAAGAGAGCAUGUGAAUUCUGAGGUGGUAAGGAUACCGGAAAUGUUAGUGUAGAAUGAGAAAGGGCAGGGGCAGCAAACUUGUUAUAAAGGGCCAGAUAAUAAAUAUUUCCAUCUCUGUGGACCAUAUAGAGUUUGAGUUGCAACGACUCUUUCCUGCCCUUCCAAAAGCAGCCACAAUAACACGUCAACAGUUGGGGUGGCUGUUCCAAUAUAACUUUACGGCCACUGAAACGUGAAUUGUGUGUAUUUUUCAUGUGUCAUGAAAUGCUAUUCUUUUGAUACUUUUCAACCAUGUAAAAAGGAUAGAAACCUUUCUUAGCUUCUGGACUCUACAAAAAGCUCAUAUUUGAUUUUGGUUUAACUGGUGGUGUGGAGGACGAAGGGGAGAAAAAUUAACAAAUAAUCUUUAAAACCUGUUUUUUUAAUUGAGGUAUAGUUGAUGUACAGCGUUACAUUAGUUUCAGGUGUACAACAUAGUGAUUCAACAAGUCAAUAGGUGAUGCUGUGCUUGCCACACCUGGAGCUCCCAUCCGUCGCCAUACAACACCAUUCCGGACUAUAGUCCCUAUGCUGUACCUUUCGUCCCUGUGACUUGUUCAUUCCCUAACUGGAAGCCUGUACCUCCCCCUCCCCUCGCCCAUUUUGCCACAUCCCCCUCUCUUCAAAACCUGUUUUUUUUGGGCGCCUGGGUGGCUCAGUUGGUUUAAGCGACUGCCUUCGGCUUGGGUCGUGAUCCUGGAGUCCCGGGAUCGAGUCCCGCAUCGGGCUCCCUGCUCGGCGGGGAGUCUGCUUCUCCCUCUGACCCUCCCCCCUCUCAUGUGCUCUCUCUCAUUCUCUCUCUCUCAAAUAAUAAAUAAAAUCUUUAUAAAAAAAUAAUAAAGGUUCAUUGGGCGCCUGUGUGGCUCAGUCGGUUAAGCGACUGCCUUCGGCUCAGGUCAUGAUCCUGGAGUCCCGGGAUCGAGUCCCGCAUCGGGCUCCCUGCUCGGCAGGGAGUCUGCUUCUCCCUCUGACCCUCCCCCCUCUCAUGUGCUCUCUCUCAUUCUCUCUGUCUCAAAUAAAUAAAUAAAAUCUUAAAAAAAAAACAAAAAAACAAAAAAACCUGUUUUUUUCUUAAGAUUUUAUUUAUUUGAGAGAGAGGGAGAGUGCUAGCGCGAGCAUGAGCAAGAAGAGGAGCAGAGGGAGAAGCCGACUCUGCGCUGAGCAGGGAGCCCCACGCAGGGCUCCAUCCUGAGCCUAAGGCAGAUGCUUAACCAACUGAGCCACCCAGGCGCCCCCACAAAACCUGUUUUAAUCAGUAGUUACAGCCCUGUUUUCUAACAGACCUUUAGUCCCAGAAUUCAACAAGUGAAAAGCUCAACAUUUGGAGGGGCUAAGAAUGACCUAUACAUCCCCUUGUUUUUCUUGGGAAGGCAGGAGUUUCCUGAGCCAUUUCUAUUCACUGGCCUGGUCACCUCUCAUGACCGUGGGCCACAAGUGCAAAACAUCUGGCAGGAAAUGGGGUCACAGUCUAUAGCGUUGGAGCGAACUUGCAUCUGUCUGGGGUAAACUGGACCGUGGAGAGAAUCCACUCGCAUAACUGGCCCCUUGGAACUCUGCUUUAGCCAAUGAGCAACUGGCCAAAUGAUCUCAUUUGAAUUGUAUCUUCUUCCCUUCCUCCUACCCCCCCAUAGAAAUGUUAAUGAGAAAAACAAAAGGGCAAGAACAAAUCACCAGAGGAAAAAAGACAAAGCAGAGAUAGCUAUUAAAUAUGUACUGACGUAUAAAAUCUAUAAGAGAGAAUCCGGAAAACGCUUUCUGACUUUACUGCCUCAAUUUUAUCGUGCUUUUAAAACCACAGAUGGCAGGAACUGAUAAGCAAGUAAUUGUCUUUUCGAAAAUGUCACGCACCUCCAUUCUGUUGGAAUAGAUGUUAUAAAUGUGCAUUGAGCUGGAAUAAAUAGACUGCCAUUUGGGUUGAGAAAAUAAUCUGCGGAGAUUCCAUAAAAUGGAGAUUUAGGAGGACUCAAAAAAUAUUAAUUGAUGCAGGAAGUUCUUGCAAGACAGAUAUUGGUACGUUGUAGGACAGGUGGAGGUUUCAACAGGACAGAUUACUGGAGUGAGAUCUUUGACAGUCAUCAUUUACUGAAGCAUCAAGUCCUUUGACCAGCCCUCAGCUGACAUCUCUGCAGUCUAGGAUAAAAAAAAAAAUCGAAACUAAAAACCGCAUGGUCAGAAAGCCAAUAGAUCCCAAGUAUACUGGCGCUGAACCCCUUCCCUGCAGCUGAGAUGGAAAUAACAUUACACAUUAACACAGAGAUCAAAGGGUAGAGGAGUUUAUAUUCUGUAUCCCCGCAGCGUGGGACAGUUUAUCAGCUUGGAUGUCAGUCUCCUAGAGGGACCAGUAUCAGGUAUACUGUUUGGGCUGAGAAAAGCUAUUUGGAAAUCUAAAAAUACUUGUCUGUGGUUAUUGAAAUGACACCUAACUCGUUUAUGCGGGUAGUGAAAUGUUUCAGACUUACUAAAUAAGUCAUUAUUCACGCUUAGUUUGUGCUCAGCCCUUUGCUUCUGGUUCUGGGGGGUAUAAAGUUUGACACCGCCCCUGGAUGUCAAUGAACGUGGGGAAACACUUAGAAGCCCUCGGAAUUGACCUCCACUUACCUAGAAUGAACUGGACUGAGAAGUGUGCUCAUUCCAUGGGGACUACCUUGCGUGAGGUGCUUUGAACACCCAGGAUGAUCAGCAACCCUGGUCUGCCUGCCCAUUGCUACUCCCUCCAGCCAAACUGAGGCAGUUGUGAUUGUUCUCAAAUCUGUUAUGCCACUUGCACCGAUAAUUGCAAUUAUGCGAUUUAAUGAAACAAUAUGUAAAUUAAUGAAGUAAGUAAAAAAAAGAGUUGGUAUUUUUAGGGGUGCCUGGGUGGCUCAGUUGGUUAAGUGUCUGCCUUCAGCUCAGGUCAUGAUCCCAGGGUCCUGGGAUUGAGCCCCAUGUCGGGCUCCCUGCAAAGCAGGGAGUCUGCUUCUCCCUCUCCCUCUGUCCCCCCACACCGCCCCCCGGCAUGAGCUCUCUCUCUCUGUCUGUGUCAAAUAAAUAAAUAAAAUCUUUUUAAAAGGAGUUGGUAUUUUUAGAACAACUAAGUCCAAUGCUUUGUAAAAGUGAAUUGCUCAAGAAGAGCUUUUGAAUUAGUAUGGGAAAGAUGACAGAAAAAGAAUGGGAGCAACUGAUCUAGAAGGAUUUUGGUGGGUAUAGUCAUUAUAGGUAUGCUUUUGAAAGACAGGGCUUCAAUCCAAUCAGCCAACCCACCUUGACUGUAUUUCUAAAAAUUGGCAAAUGUAUGCACAUUUACACUUUAAAAUGUUGUGGAGGCAGCUGAUUGUCUCUUUCAAUUAAUGAUCCUGAUUUCAUCAGAUAAGAGGGCUUCGACUGUACAUACAAAAUUGAUGAAAUCAAACUCUAGUGAAGUGCCAGCCUGUGUGCAUUGGCCAGUCAGUGGGAUGGCAGUCCUUAUAAAGAGAGGAGAAAGGAAAUCUGGCAUAUAGGGAAAAGUUGCCCAGCAAUUAAUCACACACUGAAGCUGCCGCACUAACUUGAAAAUAUGUUUUCAAGUAUUUUGCCCUUUCAGGACUGCUUAGGCAAACCAAAAUAUUUGCAAUUCAAUUGUUUUCAGUUACAUCUUCCUUAACUGCCCUAUUAGAUUUAACAUUCUUGGCGAAGCUUCUCAAUGGAAACUAUUUAUUAUCUGAUUUGGCUCUGUUUGUAAUUGAAAGGAGUCAAAAACAGUAAAGUAUAUUUUCUUUGAGACUAAUUUUAGGUUCAAGAGAUAACCAGGUGGGUGAAAUAGCAUAGAAAGAAUAAGAAGAUAGAAGCAAUCUUUGUUUUCAGGGAUCCUGUUGUAAACAUUUCAUAAAACAAUACAGAAGCUAAAGGUACACUUAGAAUGACCUGGAAACCUCCCUCCAGCCUCUGUAACAAAGGUCUACCUUAAGCUGGAGCAUUUCACAUGGCCUCUUCAGAAUCAGCAGUGUGAUUCCUCCCCUAGAGCAGCAAAGAGAGUGGGCAGAAAUUUGCGCUCCAUAUAAAGGGAGGAUUGGUGUCCUUAGGACAACAUGAACUCUUUGCUUCUGAAUUCAUGUGUGCUCACAGACCCAUGAACACUGCAGUCAAGCAAGCUCUCCUGAGAGGAGGUGCAGAGAAAUCCCAAUUCUGCAUUAUUUGAGAGUUGUCUCUUGCCAGCUCACUCCAUAAAGACAGGGGAGGGGCUGUAUAAGUUGUUGGGGUUUAUGUAUUGUGGAACAUGCUACAUCAUAAAAUGAGGGGCCAGGAGUAGACCUUGUGGGUAACAUAUAUGGGCAUUGCGUAUGAAUGAGUUGAAGAUAAAAAGACAUGGCCCAUUGCUCCCAGGGAAUCUCAGUAAAGCACCCAUAAUAAAAUGCUUCUUCAUCUCACAGUUAAAGAUAUUACCCAGUUCUAAACGUGGUUAUUCUUAGACUCCCAGACCUCUCGGUUUUAUUGCCAAAUCCAUGCAUGAGUAGAAAGCCUGAGGAGGCCUAUCGUUCACUUCCAUGACACCCGUUGACCUAAAUCUUCGAUGGAGAAGGGACCUUUAGUGGUGCGCUGGGCUGGCUGUUACAAGCUCGCAGGGGCCCAUCGAGCACCUCUUCCCUGACCUCACACCUCACAUCAGUAGCUUGAAAUUGACCACAGUGGGAGCCUUUAUGCCACGGAAAUGAGCAUGCUUCAGAUCGGGUUCGUUCUCCCGCUCCAACCUGAAAGCCAGUUUUAUUUUAUUUUUUAUUUUCUUAGAU
Molecule: messenger RNA, 6985 nt
Organism: Mirounga angustirostris (Northern elephant seal)
Lineage: Eukaryota; Metazoa; Chordata; Mammalia; Carnivora; Phocidae
Gene: PIR
Product: pirin
Exons: 9
Coding region: 304-1176 (290 amino acids)
Biological process (GO): monocyte differentiation
Cellular component (GO): nucleus
Molecular function (GO): quercetin 2,3-dioxygenase activity
Source: RefSeq, a predicted model, not a curated record